UAGAAGGAUAUAAUGCAGUAGAUAUGCAGUUCUCAUCAUCCACUGAAUGAACCUGCUCAUUUGCAUUAUCAGAUCACGCGUAUAUUAUACUUACAUAUAGGUAAUAAUAUAGUUUGUGUUUUGAGAUGGGGUCUUUCGUGUUGUUGGUACUCGGAUUCCUCAUGAUAAAUGCUGGUCACACGGGACACGUAGGACUGAUAGUAGGACCUGGUGAACCUACAACAAUAAUUCAAGGUCCUGGAUCGAAGGCUUCUCUGCUUGGCCCAGACGGUAGUUACAUCUCAUCAGCGGUAGCAGGAGGAACUGUAGUCUCACCUGCCAAAGCCGGUGGAGUUGUAUCGGCAUCCGUAUCUCCUGGAUACGCGGCAGCGGCAGCACCUUUUGUAGCAGCAGUACCAGUAGCAGCUGCGAUACCUUCAGGACUUGGUGUCCACGGACUUGGAUUGGCUGGACUAGGAUUAGCUGCUGCCCCAGGAUCAGGACUCGAAGGACAAUACGUGCACGACAACACGGAGCUCCUCUAUGACGACGGUUCUUACAUAGACGGAGUACACGACGGUCUUUACUGAACCACAAUAUUCAUUUUGAAACCGAAAAGGGCUUUCAUGAAGCAAUAUCUUCGACACUGUAUUAUUGAUUAAUAGAAACAUAAGAAAC
This is a messenger RNA of Phaedon cochleariae (mustard beetle), 657 nucleotides long. NCBI's taxonomy places the organism in Eukaryota, Metazoa, Arthropoda, Insecta, Coleoptera, Chrysomelidae. The record is from the annotation of a GenBank genome assembly.